Molecule: messenger RNA, 7050 nt
Organism: Strigops habroptila (Kakapo)
Lineage: Eukaryota; Metazoa; Chordata; Aves; Psittaciformes; Psittacidae
Product: nodal modulator 1
Exons: 31
Coding region: 9-3650 (1213 amino acids)
Cellular component (GO): endoplasmic reticulum membrane
Molecular function (GO): carbohydrate binding
Source: RefSeq, a predicted model, not a curated record
GCGGCGGGAUGCGGGUCCCGGCGGCCGCGGGGCUGGCGCGGGGGCUGGUGUGCGCGCUGUGCUGCGCCCUGGCGCGGGGCUCCGAGGACAUCGUCGUGGGCUGCGGCGGUUUCGUCAAGUCCGAUGUGGAGAUCAACUACUCCCUGAUCGAGAUUAAGUUGUAUACAAAACAUGGUACCUUGAAAUACCAGACAGAUUGUGCUCCAAACAAUGGGUAUUUCAUGAUUCCCCUCUAUGAUAAGGGGGAUUUCAUUCUUAAAAUUGAGCCUCCCCUAGGGUGGAGUUUUGAACCAACCAGUGUAGACAUCCAUGUGGAUGGCAUUAAUGACAUUUGCACAAAAGGAGGUGAUAUUAACUUUGUGUUCACAGGGUUUUCUGUGAAUGGAAAGGUUCUCAGUAAAGGUCAGACAUUAGGUCCUGCUGGAGUCCAGGUUGUACUGAGAAAUGCUGGCAGUGACGUAAACAUACAAGCAACUGUUACACAACCUGGAGGAAAGUUUGCUUUCUUUAAAGUGCUUCCUGGCGAAUAUGAAAUCUUUGCAUCUCAUCCUACCUGGAUGUUGAAAGAGUCAAACACAGUGGUACGGGUGACGAGUUCUAACGCUUACGCUGCUAGCCCUCUGGUUGUUGCAGGCUACAAUGUUUCUGGGUCAGUACGGAGUGAUGGAGAACCAAUGAAAGGGGUCAUGUUUCUCCUUUUCUCUUCUUCGGUCGCUAAAGAGGAUGUCGUGGGCUGCAGUAUUUCUCCUGUAGAUGGAUUCCAGUCAAGAGAUGAGUCUCUUUCCUAUUUGUGCAAUGUUGUAUCAAAAGAAGAUGGAUCUUUCAGCUUUCUUUCUCUCCCGAGUGGGAAAUACACUGUGAUACCUUUCUACAGGGGAGAGAGAAUUACCUUUGAUGUUGCGCCGUCUAGAUUGGACUUCCUUGUAGAGCAUGACAGUUUACAGAUUGAGCCUGUUUUCCAUGUGAUGGGUUUCUCUGUCACAGGCAGAGUGUUGAAUGGUCCUGAAGGAGAAGGAGUUCCUGAUGCCACUGUGACUCUGAACAAUCAGAUUAAAGUAAAAACAAAAGCUGAUGGCUCUUUCCGCCUUGAGAACAUAACAACGGGUACAUACACAAUUCAUGCCAGGAAAGAGCAUCUGUUCUUUGAUACUAUUACUGUGAAGAUUGCACCAAACACACCUCAGCUAGCAAACAUCAUUGCAACAGGGUUCAGUGUGUGUGGCCGGAUCUCAGUAACUCGUUUCCCUGACACAGUCAAACAGAUUAGUAAAUACAAGGUAACGAUGAUGCCUCAAGAUAAGGACAAAGCAUCACUAGUUACAACAGAAACCGACCCUCAUGGAGCAUUUUGUUUUAAGGCAAAAUCGGGUACAUACAAUGUUCAGGUGAUUAUUCCAGAGGCUGAGACCAGAGCAGGAUUGGCUUUGAAACCCAAAAUGUUCCCUGUUACUGUUACAGACAGACCAAUAAUGGAUGUGACCUUCUCUCAGUUUUUGGCUUCUGUCUCAGGGAAGAUCUCUUGUUUAGAUACUUGUGGUGAUCUGGUGGUGACAUUACAGUCUGUGAGCCGCCAGGGUGAAAAACGCAACCUGCAGCUCUCUGGAAACAUGGACUCAGUGGCCUUCACAUUUGAAAAUGUGCUACCUGGCAAAUACAAAGUAAGCAUUGUACAUGAAGACUGGUGCUGGAAGAAUAAGUCUUUGGAGCUGGAAGUCAUGGAGGAAGAUGUUUCAGGAGUAGAAUUCAGGCAGACUGGAUAUAUGCUCAGGUGUUCUCUUUCUCAUGCAAUUACACUGGAAUUUUAUCAAGAUGGAAAUGGACCAGAGAAUGUUGGUGUUUAUAACCUGUCCAAAGGAGUUAAUAGAUUCUGUCUCUCAAAGCCAGGUGUAUAUGAAGUGACUCCACGUUCCUGCCACCAGUUUGAACAUGAGUAUUACACUUAUGACACGUCUUCUCCUAGUAUACUGACGCUCACUGCGAUUCGACACCAUGUCCUUGGCACAAUUGUAACAGAUAAACUGAUGGAUGUGACUAUUACCAUUAAGUCAUCCAUUGACAGUGAACCUGCCUUAGUUUUGGGGCCCCUGAAAUCUGUACAGGAGUUACGUAGGGAGCAGCAGCUGGCAGAAAUUGAGACCCGCCGACAGGAGAGAGAAAAGAAGGGUCAAGAGGAGGAAGGAACAAAGCCACCAGUGCAAGAAAUGGUGGAGGAACUCCAAGGACCUUUCUUAUAUGAAUUUUCUUACUGGGCAAGGUCUGGAGAGAAAAUUACUGUAACACCAUCAUCAAAAGAGCUGCUUUUUUACCCACCGUAUGUGGAAACAGUUGUUAGUGGAGAGAGUUGUCCUGGAAAGCUGAUAGAGAUUCAUGGAAAAGCAGGCUUAUUUCUGGAAGGGCGAAUUCAUCCUGAAUUGGAAGGUGUUGAGAUUAUCAUUGGUGAAAAGGGAGCAACUUCCCCACUCAUCACAGUUUUCACUGAUGACAAAGGUGCUUACAGUGUUGGGCCACUCCACAGUGACUUGGAAUAUACAGUUACUGCUCAGAAAGAAGGGUUUGUUUUGACUGCAGUGGAAGGAACAGUUGGGGACUUCAAAGCUUUUGCUCUUGCUGGGGUGACAUUUGAGAUCAAGUCAGAGGAUGACCAGGCUCUUGCUGGAGUUCUCUUGUCUCUCAGUGGAGGGGUGUUUCGGUCCAACCUCCUUACACAGGAUAAUGGCAUGCUGACUUUUUCCAAUCUGAGCCCAGGGCAGUAUUACUUUAAACCCAUGAUGAAAGAGUUUCGCUUUGAACCAUCAUCACAAAUGAUUGAAGUGCAGGAAGGACAGAAUCUCAAAAUUCGGAUAACUGGAUACAGAACAGCUUACAGCUGUUACGGCACAGUUUCUUCUUUAAACGGAGAGCCUGAGCAGGGAAUCUCAGUAGAAGCUGUGGGGCAGAAGGAUUGUAGCAUCUAUGGAGAAGACACGAUAACUGAUGAAGAGGGCAAAUUCAGGCUACGUGGCCUUCUGCCUGGUUGUGUGUAUCAUGUGCAACUCAAAGCUGAAGGUAAUGAUCACAUUGAAAGAGCUUUACCACAGCAUCGGGCAAUUGAGGUUGGGAACAGUGACAUUGGUGAUGUAAAUAUUAUAGCAUUUCGGCAAAUUAAUCAAUUUGAUUUAAGUGGAAAUGUAAUUACGUCUUCUGAGUAUCUCUCCACGUUGUGUGUGAAGCUCUACAAAAGUGAAAAUCUUGACAACCCAAUUCAUACAGUCAAUUUGGGACUAUCCCUAUUUUUCCAUUUCCCACCACUGCUCCGAGAUGGUGAGAAUUAUGUGGUGCUCCUGGAUUCUACACUGUCUAAAUCACAGUAUGAUUACACCCUGCCUCAAGUUUCAUUCACUGCUAUUGGAUAUCAUAAACAUAUUACAUUGAUUUUCAGUCCCACUAGAAAGCUGCCUGAACAAGAUAUUGCCCAAGGAUCUUACAUCGCAUUACCACUGACGCUGCUUCUGUUGCUGGCUGGUUACAACCACGAUAAGCUUAUUCCCUUAUUGCUACAGCUGACAACACGGCUGCAAGGAGUGCGUGCUCUCGGACAGACUGGUUCUGAUGCAGGUGGCUCAGAGGAUGCAAAGAGGCAAACAAAAAAACAGAAGACAAGACGGACGUGAGAUGAAAGGACUGACUUCAUGCAGUGGUGCUCCGUCAAACUGGAGCCUGAGGAAGCAAAGCCACUGAAAUACACUUUUGUUGAACUUGUGGACUUUACAUUUUCGUUGCUAUACGAGCACCGUUUGUCACACUAGCUCCAUUUUGGUUGUAAAUUUUUUAUGGAGUCUAUAGAUUUCCUUGUUUUAAAGUAAUGAAAUGAAUGCCUCUAUUGUCACUGUGAGUGCAUCUCCCAUACUUGAAGACAAUUAAUGAUUUAUUUUUUCUCUGCAGUGGAACAGGUCAUGCUGUCCUUAUUAAUGAUUUGUACAAGCAGUAGUAAUAGACUGCUUGACUUCACUUUCAGUCUCUAUGUUUUGAGAUCUUUUUGCCUUGACACCAACUUUACAGAAGCAGCAGGUAGGGAUUUUACUAAAUCGGUGGUGCUUGAAACAAAGUUUUGGGGGACAUACAUGAACUGGUGAAUUAUGUCUUUUUCACUUCCAGUUCAGCAGCUUGAUUGAAGAGUCUGUCAUCUGCACACCUGUGAUUUCAGUUCUUAUCCAAUGAUUAUGUUAUCUUUGAUUAAAAUCAGGUUUUUGCCUGAUGAAGACAGAUUGUUGAUGUCAGGUAAGUUCUGAUGAUCCUACUGCAAAAGCAGUGUUUAAAUUUCAGUUUUGUAUACAGUGUGAUCUUUUCACACCUCCAGUAUUCCUGAAGUGGCACCAGCUGAUUGUACCAUUCUUUCCAAAGCUGUUUGAUGUUGUUGGUGAUACCCAUUCACCUGCGUGGCUGUCACAUCUCCUGCUCAGCCAUGAGCAGCCUGUUUGCCAAGUGAUUGACUUUUUUUUUCUUUUUUUACUUUUUUUAAUUUUGUUUUUUCCUUACUUUAAGAAAUGUGAGCUUUUCAAACUCUCCAAUGCGUACAGUCCCAAUAAUGUAGUCUGUAAUAAACAGCUGUUUCUUACAGGCUAUCUUUUGAUUCCUGUUUGAAGUAAACAGUUGGACAUACACAGUUUAAAUGUUAAUGGGGCUUUUUAUUGACAAAUAGUAUAAAGGUUAAUAGAGCUUUUGAAAGAUGCACAUGAAUGCCUACAAAUAUUGCAGAGACAUUGGUACCGCCAGUAAGUGGCAAUGUUUCUCUUUUACAGUACUUGAAAUAAAGUCCUUUUACAUUUAAAUAUUGAAGCUUACAAACUCUAUCAUUGUUAGAAAUUUGGAUGCUACAGGUUUCAUGCUAUUUUUGUUGGCAUUUUGUACUAGUUUGGGCCUAAAUAAUUAAAACUUCAUUCGGUGAUCAUUCUAAUCUCUCUGAGGGAAAUUUUAUCAAGAUCAUAAUAAAAAAGAAGACAAAGCAUGCAUGUAUGGAGUUUGAGAUGAAGCUCUAAUAAACAAGUGUCAUGCUCACUGCUUAAUGACCUUGAAUUUUAUAUUGCUGUGAUGAAAUAUAUGGGGAAAAAACAAAGUGUUGUAAUUACAUUGUACAUUUUCAAUGCAUCUUUAUUUUAAGCUAGUGAAUGUUAAGAAAAGUAUUGCCACUUUGGGGGAAUGCAUGAGGAAGAAUUGCACAUGUCCAUGUGCCUUCAGAGAGUACCAGAUAUCCUGACCUCUGAACUGUGGGACUUGCUGAUGAUUUACCUUAAACGUUGGAAAUGCUGUUAAUAAAAAGAAAAAAGUGCUAAUGAUUGCUAAUUUAGUGCUUCUAAACCCAGGAUUUGCCCAAUGUCUUUUCUCAAAAUUUUCUUUUCUUUGCCUUCUGCAGCACACUGGUGUCCUCCUUGCUUCCAACGCUUGUGUUUCAAGGUUUAUUCUGCUUUUGAAGUGUUUGUUCCUAACAGAAACUAUAGCUUGCAGUUUCUUACUUGGCAGAGAAGUCAUGGUGCUCUUUGAGAACAUGGAGAAAACUAACACAUGAGAUAAUUUCCUAAAGCAGAACUAAAUGCCAAGAAAUCAGUAUCUCCAAUUAUAUUUAGAAACCAAUAAUCAACUACACAGACCCAAGCGGAAAAACCAGUGUGGUCUCCCAAACUCGCAGAGCCACACACAUAACAUGGGGCUAGGCAGAGCUCUGUCCAUGCUGGCCAUGGACAGGCUGACUGGGGCACUGGGAGGGAGUAUUUGUGUGGACAUGGUGGUCUGCAUGGGCAAACAACUCCUGCCUUCAGCUGCCCACUCCAGGUGGCACCUGGUACCUCUGCUGUCUUCACAGCCCUUUACCUAUAGACCUGGCGUGGUAAUAGCUCUGCCUUCAUAUACAUAACCUAUCAUAUAUAUCCUCUAGAACAUGUAGCUCUAGAGGAUCUCCUUCAUACAAUGUGACAGCGUUACAGUGCUUUUUUGGUGCAGAAAUGCUGGGUUCAGUUUUGGAUUGCCUUCUGUACUCUUCUGUUGAAUAUUUAGGUAUCGCUUGCUCUGCAUAUUUGUGGUUUGCAGUUGAUUUUGUGCUCUUAAAACCAAGACUUCUAUACCAGUUGGGCUGGCCUUUUAGGUAUUUCCUAUUGAAAUGUCUGUUAAAGCUGCUUGUUGCAUCUUUAAUGAAUUGAUGUUAAUACAAAAGACAAAUGCAGAAUGGAACUAACAUUUAGAUGCUGACUUCUGCUAGAAAAAAUUCAAGGCUAAGCGUUGACUGUUCCUUUUUGCAGGCACAAUAGUGAAAGAAUGAUUAAUUCCUUUGCUUGGUGAAUUAAAUAUGGGCAAAUGGCUGAAUUCUGUUGGGAAUGAGAGUAAGGCCAUCUGGAUAAAGAUGGCAUGAUUUUUCUAUCAAAAGCAACAGUGAGUAUUACAUAGAUUUAGUUGGCUCAUCAGUGAUGCACAGAAUUCUAUUGUUUAAGAAUGAAAUGGAUCAUUAAUAUUGAAUUUUAAAAUUUCUUCAUAGACGGUUCAGCUUAGGUUCUAAAGCAUCAUCUUCAUUAGAUAGCUGUCAGAUUCCCAAAACAAGUGUUUUCGAUGCAUAAACAAAAUGUUGUUAAAGAUACAGUGGUUUAAAAAAAACAAAUGAGCUUAAAAGCAAGAAAACAAAUACUUAAAACGGAGAAAUUAGCAUUCUCAGCUAGGGUGGAGAAGCACAGGUUUCUUCAUGGUUAAUAGUCUUUGUUGUGUUUAUUUUUAAAAUCUAAAUAUUUGGUGAGUUGCAUUACUUAAUGUAAGAUACAUGGUUGUAUGAAUCUUCCUUGUGUUAAUUUUGUUCUUUGGAUAUUGAAAGGGCAACUAUAGACUUAUCCCUUUCAUAGUACUGAGUACUAUUCUCAACCCUGGGUUGAGAAAACAUGGACUAAGCACUGAGGCUUCUGAAGUCAAAAUGGCAUUGAAAAUCCUACAAGACAUCUGAGUAACUGAACUGUCCAGAAAAGCUGAGGCUGAACAUGGAAUUGGACCCUGAGAGGACUGGUGUCUUACUUUCCUCCUGUUCAGUAUUCACUGCUU